AUGGCAUCAACCAAAUCCUUCAUCACUGCUUUACUUUCUGUUGUAACAAUGUCAAGCAUGAUCCUAGAAGCACGCCAACUUUUGCAAACAACCACACAACCAAAUUUGCCUGGCAUUCCAAGUUUUCCAAAACCAACAACAUUGCCACCUUUGCCUUCAAUUCCAACAUUUCCUCAAGCAAGUCUUCCUCCAUUACCUACUACAGAUUCAUCUCUUCCUAAGCUCACUAUGCCACCACUUCCUAGUUUUCCUACAACUAUUCCAUCUCUCAACAUUCCGCCUUUGCCAGCAAUCACUUCACUUCCCAACAUUCCCACCUCAAUCCCGACCACUUUCUCUUCCAUUCCAUUUCUCUCCCCACUACCUUCAACUUCUAGCCCUUAA
Lathyrus sativus (Indian pea) is the source of this 384-nucleotide messenger RNA. The record is from the annotation of a GenBank genome assembly. Lineage: Eukaryota; Viridiplantae; Streptophyta; Magnoliopsida; Fabales; Fabaceae.